UGGACCUCUCUCCCGUUAACCUCGCCAUCAUUUCCAUUUAACAUUUUUCUUCUUAAUUAAUUAAAUAAUUAUUAAUCGUGAACCGCUCCUAUUCUCCACCGCUCCUAUUCUCCAAUCUCCGCGCGCCACAUCACCCGAUAUUUCCGCUAAACAAGGAAUGCACUGAUGUGGCAAGAUCAGGGAAGCUUGAUUACUGUUACCGACCAAAACGGUGUCGCAGAUGAUUGUUGCUCCUCCAUUGCAUGAUUGAACUCGCUGAUUAAAUUUUGGCUGGGCUUCAAUUUCACGCAAGAACUUCAGCACACAAGACUAUUAAAGACUUGACGAGAUCUACUGAACACUGAUCUACGCCUUCCUUCUUCGCUGAUUGAACGAACUUGUGCCUCUGGAAAUUGAACUCUGUAGUUCUUUAGAGAGAGAGAGAGAGAGGUUGAGAGUGGUAAUGGCGAGUGGAGGGUACGGAGAUCCAAGCCAGAAGAUAGACUAUGUGUUUAAGGUGGUGCUGAUUGGGGAUUCGGCGGUGGGGAAAUCGCAAAUACUAGCGCGAUUUGCGAGGAAUGAGUUCAGCUUAGACUCUAAGGCUACUAUCGGAGUCGAGUUCCAGACUAGAACCUUGGUAAUCCAGCACAAGAGCAUUAAGGCCCAGAUCUGGGAUACUGCUGGCCAAGAACGGUAUAGAGCAGUCACAAGUGCAUACUAUAGGGGUGCUGUAGGAGCAAUGCUGGUGUAUGACAUAACCAAACGUCAAACCUUUGAUCACAUACCCCGCUGGCUGGAAGAAUUGCGUAGCCAUGCUGACAAGAACAUAGUUAUAAUUCUGAUUGGGAACAAAUGUGAUCUUGAGAACCAGAGGGUGGUCUCCACUGAAGAUGCUAAGGAAUUUGCCCAGAAGGAAGGAUUGUUCUUCUUAGAGACAUCUGCAUUGGAAGCGACUAAUGUCGAGAAUGCAUUCUUGACUGUGUUGACAGAGAUCUUUAAUAUUGUAAACAAGAAGACUCUAACUGCUGGUGAAAAUCAAACUAAUGGUAACCCUGCAUCCCUGGGGGGCAAGAAAAUCAUCAUUCCAGGCCCCGGACAAGAAAUUCCAGCAAAAAGUAAGAUGUGUUGUAGCUCAUUGUAAUUUGACAAUACAGGUUUCAAAUUAUGUGGCUUUCUGUUUUGUGCUUCUAAUAGCAAUUUUUGAGAGGUGUGUUGUGCUUUGUUGUAAAUUUUUCAUUGCUUUAGUUUGGUUUGCAUGAGCAGCUGAUUAAUUGUUUCAAAUGGAGCUGAAUUGCAUGUCAUCUUGUAAUGGGUUUCUCGGUUGCAUUAUGUUUGUCAAUGGACGAAGUUGGAAGUCAGUCGAAUUUGAAAGGAAA
Messenger RNA from Hevea brasiliensis (rubber tree), 1355 nucleotides. RefSeq names its product ras-related protein Rab11D. Lineage: Eukaryota; Viridiplantae; Streptophyta; Magnoliopsida; Malpighiales; Euphorbiaceae. The transcript has 2 exons. Gene Ontology annotation, molecular function: GTPase activity; GTP binding. Bases 443 to 1120 code for a protein of 225 amino acids. The record is from RefSeq and is a predicted model, not a curated record. Gene Ontology annotation, cellular component: endosome.